Molecule: messenger RNA, 3569 nt
Organism: Rubroshorea leprosula
Lineage: Eukaryota; Viridiplantae; Streptophyta; Magnoliopsida; Malvales; Dipterocarpaceae
Source: the annotation of a GenBank genome assembly
CUCUCCGCUGUCUCUCUCCUUUCUCUCCCAACAUUUCUUCUACUUAGACAUAUAGAUCAAUUCAAAAUACCCAUCAAGAAAGUCUUAGUUUUUGGCAAUCUUCUUCUUCUUCUUUUAGUAGCUCUCCUUCUAGUAUCAUUCCCAUAUCCAUCACAGUCCCAUUUUCUCCCUGUUCCUCAUCUUAUAUACACAGAAACACCCAUUAUUGUUUAUUAUUAAGAGAUACAUACAUCUAUAUAAUACUCAGUAUUAUUGUAGAAAAAGGGGGUAGUCGUUUGUGGAGUGAAUUGGGUCUGUGAAGAUGAGCGGUGGUGGGUUUAGGGUUUCAAUCCACGCCAGUGUUAAGAAGACGAUCCAGAACAUCAAAGAGAUCACGAACAAUCACAGUGAUGAGGAGAUUUAUGCAAUGCUCAGAGAAUGUUCCAUGGAUCCCAAUGAAACCACUCAAAGGCUGCUGCUUCAGGAUCCUUUCCGUGAGGUUAAAAGAAAACGUGACAGGAAGAAAGAGAAUUCGAACAACAAAGAGUCAGAGUCUCGGUGGAGGUCUGGUGCACCAGGGAGGGGUAGCAGGGGUGGUAGGGGAAAUUUCUCCCCUCGUUACCUGGCUAAUGAUGCUGGUAGUGCCAAGAAUUCUGCUUCUGGAAAGGACAGUGGAACCAAUCAAGUCUCAGAAAAAGGUGUCAGCCCAUCAUUGUCUUCCUCACUGGAGACAAAAAAUAAGGAAUCAACUGUGAUGGUCAGCUCUGUAACUGUUAUGGCCAAUGGUCCUGCUAGUCUUGCUUCAGUAACCCCACCUGUACCUGCAAGAAGUGGUGUAAACCAACUUGAAGUAAGUUCAUCAUCUAAUGACAUCAAUAAGCUAGGGAAUGUCCCAUCUAAUGUUGAUACGAGCAAAAACCAUAUAAUUGCAUUCGGAACCGGGGACACAAAUGGACAUCCUGCAGCAAGCUCUAGUAACUGCUCCAUGUUGACAGCUUCAGCACCUUCAUCAGCAGUCUGUUUCUCAUCUUCAGAUCCUGUACUGAUGCCAUCAAAUGACUCUCGUAUCCCUGGUACUGCAGGCACUAUUAAACGUGAAGUCGGAAGCCAUCGUGCUUCUACUGAAAUAAAUGCUGAUAUCCCUUCUGAAAACAAAUUAACUGCUGCUCCUGAGAACAGGACCACUUUCAUACAAGCAAAGUUGCCAAGCAAGUCCCAGGGAGUCUCAAAAAAUCAGCUCAGAGAGGCCUCAACUUCAUCAACACUAGGUGGCUCUUCGGUCAGUAGGCCUCCAUCCAAUUACAGUAGUCGCUUGCAACAAAUUGGUCCUCAGAAAGUUGGCUCAAUUAAGGAGUGGAAACCAAAGCAAAUAAACUUGAAUGUUGUACAAGGAUCUGUUAAAGGUGAUGCAUCUGAAGUCCCUGCUGCUUCAAUUGAAGCCAGUUCUCAGCCACAGCCUAUUUCAAGUGUUCUGGACUCAGAAGAAGCAACUUCAAAAUUGCAUAAGAAGCUGGAGGAGUUGCAUCUCCCACAACGUCAACAUGUUAUAAUUCCAAACCAUAUUCAUGUUCCUGAAUCUGAAAGGAACAAGUUUAGUUUUGGAAGUUUUGAUGCUAGUUUUGGAGUAACGUCAAGCUAUAAUGCUGGUCCUGAGAGUGAUAAGACCUCUACACCUCUGUCUGAGACUUCUCAGGGCAUUGCAGAAGUCAUGGAUGAACAGGUUACAAGUAACCCAAAUGCACUGGCAUCUGUGGGGGAAGAAGAUUAUCCUGAUCAGCCACUAUCUCCCACACAUGCACCAGAAAAUUUGUCUGGUCAGGGUGAUGUCUCUGCCGGUUCUGUUCCUGAAUUCAGUGAAAGCAAGCAGGAGAGUUCAUUGCUGUCUGGAGGCCAACAUAGCUCUGUGGUCCAGACUUCUCCCAACUAUAGUUUUGGUUUUCUGCCCUCCAUGUUAGGGGGUCAGUUUGCACAGUUUGAAAACUCUGAAUCUCAAGCACGUGAUGUUUCUCGCCUUCCAAGUUUUGUUGUGCAACAACCAAUUGAUCCAGCAGGUUAUUAUGCUCAAUUUUACCGGGCUGCUCCUGAUAAUGAUGGCUGUGUUUCUCCUUUUCCAUCCCCUGGAGUUGCCACUAAGUACAAUGGGAAUGCUGCAUUGCUGCCUCCAUCUUCUCAGUCUUCUCAAGAGGGUACAAACUCUUUGGUUCUGACUACAGCUUGUCCAACUCCACUGGUGACUCAAGCCGCUGGGCUUAUGCAAAGUUCUAUAGCUGUGACUCAGCAACCAGUCCCUGUGUUCCGUCCACCACCUGGAGUGCAUAUCCCUCAAUAUCCUUACAUUCCAUAUGGCCCCUAUUUCUCACCUUACUAUGUUCCUUCCCCAGCCAUGCAUCAAUAUUUGAGUAAUGGCACUUUUCCUCAGCAACCUCAAGCUGGUAGUGUAUACCCAUCUCAACCAGCAGGAACUAUAACAGGAGUCAAAUUUUCUCUUCCUCAGUAUAAACCGGGAACUAACAUGGGAAACUCUACUCAUAUUGCAAUGCCAAGUGGAUAUGGGACAUAUGGUUCCUCCCCAGCUGGUUAUAAUCCCAGCUCAGCUUCCACAACUGGGAAUUCAACAACAAAUGAGGAUCUUGCUGCAUCUCAGUUCAAGGAAAGCAACGUCUACAUCGCUGGGCAGCAGAGUGAAGGAUCAGCUGUAUGGAUUGCUGCUCCUGGCCGCGACAUGUCCAGCUUGCCUCCAACUUCAUUCUAUAACCUUCCACCACAGGGUCAGCAUGUAACCUUUGCUCCGACACAGGCUGCUCCUGGCCCCUUCUCCAGUAUCUAUCACCCUGCCCAGGCAGUCUCAGCAGCAACAGUUCAUCCUCUUCUACAACAGUCUCAGACAAUGGCUGGAGCAGUUGAUAUGGUGGGACCUGCAGCUAGUGUUUAUCAACCGCCACAACAUGCUCAAAUUAAUUGGCCCAGUAGCUACUGAAACAGUGAUGAAUGUGUUAUUUUUCGUAUACCAGCAAAAACAACAAUUUCAUGUCCAUCCAAUCUUGGGAUAUUUUUGGGAAAUCCAACAAGUUUGCUCCGUUCAGACACAGAACACAUCCAGAGGAGACAAAAUUGGCCAAAGGUGAGUGUAAAUCUAAUUAAUUAAGGAGGCCAGAGGUUAGGGUAAAAAUUCUUCUGGUUGCUUGGGUUGAGACUUGAAAGCAUAAAAGGUCUGGUUCGCCUGUAACUGAUAUUGACCAUUCUUAAGUUAGUUCAGUUAGGCAAGUGCAGGUGUUUCUCUUCUUGCUAUCUGGAGUUACCAGUUUUCCAUUUCAUAGUUCCAAGCCUCAUUUUUGAACUCUUAGAACCUACAGUUGAUUGUUGAGAGUCUUUCAGUUCAUUUUUUCCCCUAUUAUCAAGGUAUUAUAGGGUUCUGGGAGUUAUGAUGUUAGGUCAAUGGAAAAAUUUUCCAUCCCCUUCUUCUCUUGUUUCCAUUGACAUACUUGUAAAGUGAAUUUUGAUAGCAAGGAAAGAAUGUACUGAAUUGUUGUAAUUGGUAUAAGCAAAGGCGAACCGUUUCAAUUAUUUCAUAGUAAAUGUAGGAUAUCCAA